AUGAGAUGCUAUAUAUACAUACACGCGACAGCAGAGAAGAACAUAACACUCUUCUGGAGAUCAGACAUGGGUUCGAGGAUAGCUUUCUCUUGUUGUGCUCUGCUACUGGUCACACUGCUGCCUCUUUCGGCGAAUGCGUCGAGCAAACUCUACAUAGUGUACAUGGGGGAGAAGAAACAUGACGAUCCAUCUGUUGUGACCGCGUGGCACCAUGACAUACUAACCUCCGUACUUGGGAGCAAGGAUGAAUCCUUGAAGUCGAUGGUUUACAGUUACAAGCACGGAUUCUCUGGGUUCGCGGCAAUGCUCACCAAAACCCAAGCAAGGACUUUGGCAAACUUUCCUGAAGUUAUAAGUGUGAAACCUAACACCUACCACAUGGCGCACACAACUCGGAGCUGGGACUUCCUUGGCCUUGGGCACAACAAAUCACCACAACAAACUGACCUCCUACGAAAAGCGAAUUACGGUGAAGAUAUCAUUGUCGGGGUGAUCGAUUCAGGCAUAUGGCCUGAAUCACAAAGCUUUGACGACAACAGAUACGGCCCUGUGCCGGCACGGUGGAAAGGCAUAUGCCAGACCGGAACAGCGUUCAAUGCAUCGAGUUGCAAUAGAAAGAUCAUCGGCGCACGGUGGUACUCUGAGGGAAUUGAUGCCAUGCACCUCAAGGGUGAGUACAUGUCGCCUCGGGAUUUCAACGGCCAUGGAACUCAUGUUGCCUCGACGAUUGCCGGAGGAGAAGUGCAAGGUGUGAGUUAUGGCGGCCUAGCCACCGGCAUGGCACGUGGCGGGGCACCGCGUGCACGGCUAGCAAUUUACAAGGUGUUAUGGGGCCCGAACACGGCAGCCAGUGACGCGGACAUCCUCGCAGCCAUUGACGAUGCCAUACAAGAUGGCGUGGAUGUCCUGUCGCUCUCACUGGGACGGGGUGCCGGUCACGAGUUCCCCGGGACACUUCAUGCAGUCUUGAGAGGGAUCUCAGUUGUCUUCUCUGCCGGGAAUGAUGGUCCGGCACCACAAACGGUGACGAAUGUCAUGCCAUGGGUGACGACAGUGGCAGCUAGCACAAUGGACCGGGCCUUCCCAACCCUCAUAUCUCUCGGAAACAAAGAAAAGCUUGUGGGACAAUCUCUUUACUACAACUCAACUCUGAACAGCGACGGCUUCAAGGAGCUUGUUCACGCGGGAAGCUGCACCGCGGAGUGGUUAGCGUCAAACAACGUGACCGGCAAGAUCGUCCUGUGCUACGCACCAAGGCUGGCGCCCAGCGUGCUGCCUCGAGUAGAGCUGUCCCUCACCAUCAAUCGUACUGUGGGUGCCGGAGCCAAGGGCCUCAUCUUUGCGCAGUACACCACGAACCUCCUGCCGAUAUGCAAGGGCGGCAUGCCCUGUAUUGUAGUAGACUACGAAAUUGCACAGAGAAUUGAAUCAUACUUGGCGAUCACAGAGAGUCCAAUCGUGAAGGUGUCACCUGCCAUGACCGUUGUCGGAGACGGGGUGUUGUCGCCAAGGGUUGCUUCAUUCUCGUCCAGAGGCCCGAGUCCUCUAUUCCCAGGCAUACUCAAGCCCGACAUAACUGCACCAGGCGUCGGCAUCUUGGCAGCUAUGCGCGGCUUCUAUGUGUUAAUGGAUGGUACAUCAAUGGCAUGCCCACAUGUCUCUGCAGUUACCGCACUUCUUAAGUCGGUUCACCCUGACUGGUCGCCUGCUAUGAUCAAGUCUGCAAUCGUCACCACGGGUAUGUACACUGUGUAG
Molecule: messenger RNA, 1755 nt
Organism: Triticum turgidum subsp. durum (durum wheat)
Lineage: Eukaryota; Viridiplantae; Streptophyta; Magnoliopsida; Poales; Poaceae
Source: the annotation of a GenBank genome assembly